Rhododendron vialii is the source of this 1624-nucleotide messenger RNA. RefSeq names its product chaperone protein dnaJ 10. The record is from RefSeq and is a predicted model, not a curated record. The transcript is spliced from 10 exons. Lineage: Eukaryota; Viridiplantae; Streptophyta; Magnoliopsida; Ericales; Ericaceae. Bases 386 to 1411 code for a protein of 341 amino acids.
AUGUAGCCAAUCAUCUUUCUUUCCAACAAGCUCCUCGUACACGGUGUAUCGUGUCACAAACUCACACGCGGCUAAGGUAACCGGAAGUCACCACGUUUCGAAUCCCCACGCGUCGAACCCCAAAUUUAAUUAAUUACCAACAGCAUCAAAGAUCCAUCAUAUAUCUACACCAACCUCCAAUUAUGUUUUGGUUUUUGUUCCAGAAUAUUGGGAGCCUCAGAUUGAUUUAGCCAUUGACUCUCUCUCUCUCUCUCUCUCUGUGGCUCGCUCGUACGCAUACCCUAUUCUUGUUUUUUGUGAGAAAUCUUCAUAUUUCGUUGCCACAACCCCCUUGAGCUGCUAAUCCUUGCUCUGAUCACCUCAAUUACUCAAAGGCUUCAAAGCUAUGGCGAAGGACAGUGAGUACUAUGACAUAUUGGGCGUCGGUGUGGAUGCAUCUGCAGCUGAGAUUAAGAAGGCUUACUACAUAAAGGCAAGGUCAGUUCAUCCCGAUAAAAAUCCAGGAGAUCCAAAGGCUGCCCACAAUUUCCAGGUCCUUGGGGAGGCUUAUCAGGUUCUAAGUGAUGCAGAAAAGCGUGAAGCAUAUGACAAAUAUGGAAAGGCUGGAGUACAACAGGACUCAAUGCUGGACCCAGCAGCGGUAUUUGGAAUGCUUUUCGGGAGUGAAUUCUUUGACGACUAUGUUGGCCAACUUGCACUGGCUUCCAUGGCAACUGUUGAGCCUGAGGAAGACCCACACCUUCCUCCUGAAGUACGGAAGCAAAAAGUUCAUGACAAGUUGAAGGCAUCUCAAAAAGAAAGAGAAGAAAAACUGACAACUUUUUUAAAAAAACGCCUCGAACCAUUUGUUGAAGGUAAAACAAAGGAGUUCGUGGAUUGGGCGCAAUCAGAAGCUCGACGUCUUUCGCAAGCUGCUUUUGGUGAGGCUAUGUUGCACACUAUCGGGUACAUUUACACAAGGCAAGCCGCAAGAGAACUAGGGAAGGACAAACGGUAUAUGAAGGUCCCAUUUAUUGCAGAAUGGGUAAGAGAUAAAGGACACAUGAUAAAAUCACAGGUUAUGGCAGCCUCAGGUGCUGUAUCAUUAUUGCGGAUGCAGGAGGAGUUUAAGGAGGCUAACCAAGGAGAAAUCAAAGAGGAGAACUUAAUGAAAGCCAUUGAAGAUAAGAAAGAUGCAGUGCUUCAGUCCCUUUGGCAGAUCAACGUGGUUGAUAUUGAGACAACUCUAACACGCGUUUGCCAAGCAGUUCUAAAAGACCCUAGUGUUACAAAGGAAGUUCUCAAGCUCCGGGCGAAAGCGAUGAAAAAGCUUGGCACUAUUUUCCAAGGUGCAAAGGCUAUUUAUAGCAGAGAGAACAGUUUACGCCAUGAAACAACCGGUAUGGUACAUGCCGAUACAUCGUCCAAGUAAUGCUGAUUUUACUACCUUUUUCUGUUUGUUUGUUUUCCUGGGUUGUACACCGUGUAUGUAUCGGUAGUGGUUGGUCUCUUGUCAAAUCCUGUUUAGUAUGCUCUGGUCUUCAAGUUUGGUUCAAUACAUGAACUUUUUAUACUCUAAUCUAUCACUAGGCCUAUCAAUGAACCGGAUCCAAUCUGGAUUAUGGUAGAUUCAUUUCAAGCUCGA